AGCCUCGUUGAGUGUCAAAGUGCCGAUAUCGUCGUGCAGUCGCUCGCUGGCGAGUCCAGCGUCGGCCGUCCCCCUUACUACAUGAUCGCGUACGAGGUCAACGGCCUCGCGACGGUGAGCCCAGCGGGCUCAGACCCGGCCCGGUUGAGUUGGACGGUGGAUCAUCGCGCAGGCUCCGACGUGAUUUUGAGCCUCGUAGACUCGGCUGGCAACAGCGGAGGAGUCGCGCCCGCUACGUACUCGAUCACCGACGGAUCUUCCUCUUGUCUCCCGUCCGUCCCUGCCGCUUGGCCGUUGAUCAAUGCCAAUACUACAAAGGACCUGGACACUUGCCAGUCCUUGGGGCUCGUCAUGGCAGGUGGCGUCCCUCCGUACACGGUGUCCAUUGUGCAGCUAGGGGGCUCCGUCAGGAACGUUACCCUCGGGUCACAGGACAAUGCGUACACGUGGAUCAAUCAAGCCGCCCCAAAUUCGGACCUGCUGGGU
This is a messenger RNA of Heterobasidion irregulare TC 32-1, 486 nucleotides long. RefSeq lists its product as uncharacterized. The transcript is spliced from 3 exons. Lineage: Eukaryota; Fungi; Basidiomycota; Agaricomycetes; Russulales; Bondarzewiaceae. The annotation marks the transcript as partial. The record is from RefSeq and is a predicted model, not a curated record.